Molecule: messenger RNA, 2539 nt
Organism: Columba livia (rock pigeon)
Lineage: Eukaryota; Metazoa; Chordata; Aves; Columbiformes; Columbidae
Gene: CBLL1
Product: Cbl proto-oncogene like 1
Exons: 6
Coding region: 552-2111 (519 amino acids)
Biological process (GO): protein ubiquitination; regulation of cell adhesion
Molecular function (GO): ubiquitin protein ligase activity
Source: RefSeq, a predicted model, not a curated record
GUGCCGUCCCGGCCGGGCUGCGGAGCGGGGUUGACGCGGCGGGAGGGCCCCGUGCCGGCCCGGCCGCGCUGCGGAGCGGGGGUUGACACGGCGGGAGGGCCCCGUGCCGGCCCGGCCGCGCUGCGGAGCGGGGGUUGGCGCAGCGUCAGGCGCGGCCGCUGCCGGCGGGGGCUGCGCGCUCUCGGCCUGGCCCAGCAGCGCGGUGUGUGCGGAGCCCACCGGCCCGCAGCAGGUGGAUGCGGCCUGGAGCAUCCCGGGGGCGGCGGCGACGCGCUGGUGUUCCCGCGGCGUUUCCCCAGCCUGGGGCCGGUACCGUGUUGUGUGGUUGGGUCGGUGGGCUCUGGAGAGGAAAUUUUCUGGAUUUGGCUUCGUAGCUUUGACGCUUCGCUGGUCAGCGCACUGAUGUAGUCCCAGAAACAGAUGAAUGGACGUGGGUUUUUAGCUUGGUUGGGGGGAAUUUUUUUCUUCCCCAUAGCAAAUAUUGCAUUAUAAACUGGUAUGAAUAAGAUCUAGUAUUUGAGCAGUAUUUAUAAAUUAAAAACAAACAUGAAAUGCAAAAGGAACUGAAGUUGGUGAAGGUGACAGUUCAGGAGGAUGUAUCACCUCUAAUUAAACCUUCUCUAAGUAGUCAUAAUAAAUUUGACAAUGAUUUGCAAGGAACAAAUAGUUCAGGAUCAUUGGGUGGUCUUGAUGUUCGUAGAAGAAUCCCUAUAAAGCUUAUCUCAAAACAGACAAAUAAAGCCAAACCGGCACCUCGAACUCCAAGAAAUAUGAACAGGAUGCCUUCAAAGACACAAGCUGGUGAUGAAGAAGAAUUUGAUUAUAAUGAAGAGGAGCGAUAUGAAUGUAAAGGAGGUGAAAUGUUUGGCAAUCAAAGGAGGUUUCCUGGACCCAUCUUUUGGGACUAUAAGAUAAACUUGCUGGGGGAAAAGGAUGAUACACCGGUCCAUUUCUGUGAUAAGUGUGGAUUACCCAUCAAAAUGUAUGGACGCAUGAUACCUUGCAAGCAUGUUUUCUGCUAUGACUGUGCUAUACUACAUGAGAAAAAGGGAGACAAGAUGUGUCCAGGCUGUAAUGAACCUGUGCAGCGAAUCGAGCAGUGUGUCCGAGGGUCUCUCUUCAUGUGUAGCAUUGUUCAAGGGUGCAAGAGAACUUACCUGUCACAGAGGGACCUACAAGCUCACAUCAACCACCGUCAUAUGAGAGCUGGAAAGCCUGUUACUCGUCCUCCAAUUGAACCUGUGCAUCCUCCCAUUGCCCCACCGCCUGCCGAAAUUCCUGAGCGCUUCAUAAUGCCACCUGAGAAACAUCAUAUGACCCACAUUCCGCCAAAGCAGCACAUCAUGAUGCCACCGCCUCCUUUACAGCAUGUGCCACACGAGCAUUAUAACCAGCCACAUGAAGACAUUCGUGCUCCUCCUGCAGAGAUGGCAAUGGCUCCCCCGCCUCCUCGCCCCGUCAGUCAGGACACCUUCCGCAUUUCAACGAGAAAACACAGCAACUUAAUAACUGUCCCUAUUCAGGAUGACUCGAAUUCGGGUGCUCGAGAACCACCUCCACCAGCCCCUGCUCCUGCUCAUCAUCAUCCUGAGUACCAGGGUCAGCCGGUGGUAUCGCACCCUCACCAUAUAAUGCCUCCACAGCAACAUUACGCACCACCCCCCCCACCACCUCCACCGAUCAGCCAUCCGCUGCAGCACCCUCCCCAGGCAGCAGGUACUCCUCACAUGGUGUACAGCCAAGCUCCUCCACCACCAAUGACCUCUGCUCCUCCUCCAAUAACCCCACCACCUGGACAUAUCAUUGCCCAGAUGCCACCAUAUAUGAAUCAUCCUCCUCCAGGACCUCCCCCUCCUCAGCACGGAGGCCCCCCAGUAAAUGUCAGUGCGCCCCCUCCCCACCACUAUAAUCCUAACUCUUUGCCACAGUUCAGUGAAGAUCAAGGAACUCUUAGUCCCCCCUUCACACAGCCCGGGGGGAUGAGCCCAGGGAUCUGGCCAGCUCCAAGGGGGCCACCUCCACCCCCACGAGUGCAGGGGCCUCCUGCCCAGGCCCCGCUUCCCGGACCGCACCACCCUGACCAAGCCAGAUACAGACCCUAUUACCAAUGAUAUGAGCAGUUACAUGCAUAGAGAGUGCUAUGAAGAGGAUACAACUAUAUACAACAGCCUUUUAAUUAAGUGUUUGGGGGUUAUUUUGUUGUGUUUUUUUUUAAGAUACUGUCAUUUUGACUGUAAGACAUUUUUGGGUUUGAAUCUUAAAUGAUUUUUAAGCCUUGGCGCUAGGACUCUGACUUCAGAUAGUCUGUAGUGCUAAAAUAAGUGGCUUAGUAGACCACGGUUGCAUUUUAACAGAACUUCUGUCUCUAGAGUGGCUAAAUUGUCCUAAGAUGAACACUUGUAACAUUAUUUACUGGAGAAAAUGAACACGUGUUGUACCAUUCUGAAUAUUGUUUUUGUUAAAUCCAGUGUUUAGUUUCACUUGUGAUACAUUUUUGUUAACCUGUGUACAAUAAUUAAAUUGAAAUAUGGUUGUAAAA